AUGAUGCUCCCGCGACUUUCCACGCUCCUGUGCCUUGCUGGGCUGGCAAGCGUCCCCACUGCGAACGCCUACGAGGGCGACGAUAACAUCAAGAGUAUUCCUCCAUACCUCGAUUCCGACUUCCAAAGCCGCUGGUUUGAUUUCGGCGGUGACACAAUAAUCCGUGCCGAUAAGUACAUUCGUCUCACGUCCGAUCGACCGUCGCAGCAGGGAUGGAUCUUCUCGCGCGUCCCUCUGACCGCGACGAAUUGGGAAAUCGAGGUCGAGUUCAAAAUCCACGGCGACGGCAACCUGCACGGCGAUGGGUUUGCCAUGUGGCUCACCAAACAACGCGCCACCCAGGGUCCUGUCUUCGGCUCGACGGAUAACUUCGAGGGCUUGGGUAUCUUCUUCGACACCUACAAGAACAACCGCCCCGGAACCUCCUUCCCCUACGUUAUGGCCAUGAUGGGCGACGGACAGACCACGUACGACCAGGCGCACGACGGAAAGGCCAACGAGCUGGCUGGUUGCUCCGCCCGCGGUCUUCGGGGCGCCUCGAUCCCCACCAAGGCGCGUCUGACAUAUUUCCAGGACAAGUCUUUGACUCUUGACUUGCAGUACAAGUCGGAGGACAAGUGGACCAACUGCUUCUCGCUAACCGCCCCCGAAACCAACAUUGCCAUCCCCUCUGUCGCGUACCUCGGCUUCUCCGCGGAGACCGGUGAACUCAGCGACAACCAUGAUAUCAUCUCUGUCAAGUCGCAGAACCUCUACAGCAUCGGUAGCAGCUCCUCUAACCGUGGAUCCGGGCCCAGCUCUAGCAGCAACACGCGGGGUCGUGUCAAGCCGCGCAAGCAACAGGGAAGCUGGGGGUGGUUCCUGUUCAAGACCGUCCUGUUCUUCGUCGCCAUUGCCGGCGGCUAUGUCGGAUGGACCAUGUACCGCACCAAGCAGAGAUACUCGCGGUUCUAA
Molecule: messenger RNA, 954 nt
Organism: Aspergillus terreus NIH2624
Lineage: Eukaryota; Fungi; Ascomycota; Eurotiomycetes; Eurotiales; Aspergillaceae
Product: legume-like lectin family protein
Exons: 5
Coding region: 1-954 (317 amino acids)
Biological process (GO): endoplasmic reticulum to Golgi vesicle-mediated transport; endoplasmic reticulum organization; Golgi organization
Cellular component (GO): Golgi membrane; endoplasmic reticulum membrane; endoplasmic reticulum-Golgi intermediate compartment
Molecular function (GO): D-mannose binding
Source: RefSeq, a predicted model, not a curated record